UCUAGUAAGUCGAUUAACGAAGAAAAGGGAAAAACCAUUGAGUUCGUAUAAAGUGCUAUAAGUGCAGUGUCUGCUGUUAGAAAAAUUUCUCAUCAUUCUUAGCCCUUCUCCAAAAGGAUCAAAAAAAAAAAAGAGCAAGUCAGACAGUCUUCGAUAACGAAGAUGCCAAUAACCAGGGGAAGGUCUCCUUAUUUCUUUGAGGGUUCUUCGUCUAUCGUGGCGAUAAUCAUUUGCUUAAUUGCCAUUACAGAAAGGACAUCAGCAAGAGAAUAUGAAAACAUAUGCGCUCGCGGGGACAUGUAUGAAGUAACGGGACACGGGACCUGCGCCUUGUGCACAAAUUGGUGUAAGAGCGAAUGUUCGAGGAUGGGAAGUUCGUCAGUGGUUGAGGAUAAGUGUGCACCUACUCUAGUCCCCGGUGCUGUUGGAUUUGAGUGCUUCUGUUGCUGUAAGAAUAUCAGACCUCUAUCAACUCCACCACCACCACCCUCUCCACCAUCUUCUUCAAAAUCUCCCCCAUCUCCUCCAUCCUCACCCUCUCCCCCACCUCCACCAAAUUUCGCAAAAAAUAUAUGUCCGCAAGACCAAACAUAUAUGGAGAUUUUUCAUACCAACUCCGGAGAUUGUGCUCUUAAGCCACUUUGUGCAGCAAAAUGUGCUGAAAUUGGAGCAUCAAGUGAAAGGACAGAGUGCAUGGGAAAUGCACAUAAUACAGGUAAUGGGCGUGCUUUAAAAUGGUAUGAACAAUGUUGCUGCAAACCUUUACCGCCAACCCCUCCACCCUCACCGCCACUACCAUCUUCAUUCCCACCACCACCUCCGCCGCCAUGUACAUGCCCCUCGCCACCUCCUCCAAGUUGUCAGGUGGAAAUCAAGUUUCAGAUCUCCCCCCCGACACCAGGCCAGGAACCAUGCAUGUACACAUGCACGCUAUCACGACCGUCACCACAAUCAUCUUCCCCAUGAGCGCUUGUAAUCCAUUCUUCUUCACAGUGUAAUAAAUAUAGUAAUAAUGCUUCCGCGUCAUCGCUUGAUCAUUGAUCGAUAUGUACUUGCUGGAAUUUCUCAAAGUAAGGUUCUUUCAUCAUUGAU
Papaver somniferum (opium poppy) is the source of this 1092-nucleotide messenger RNA. RefSeq names its product formin-like protein 14. The record is from RefSeq and is a predicted model, not a curated record. The transcript has 2 exons. NCBI's taxonomy places the organism in Eukaryota, Viridiplantae, Streptophyta, Magnoliopsida, Ranunculales, Papaveraceae. Bases 163 to 966 code for a protein of 267 amino acids.